Messenger RNA from Paramecium tetraurelia, 2013 nucleotides. RefSeq lists its product as uncharacterized. Gene Ontology annotation, biological process: protein dephosphorylation. Gene Ontology annotation, molecular function: protein phosphatase regulator activity. The transcript has 8 exons. The record is from RefSeq and is a predicted model, not a curated record. NCBI's taxonomy places the organism in Eukaryota, Ciliophora, Oligohymenophorea, Peniculida, Parameciidae.
AUGAUAAAUAGUAAUGAAGUUUCUCCUGUUAAAAUGUCCUAAGAGUAGAAGCAGGAUAUUAUGAGAUCGAUUUUGAAAGAAGAAUCAAUGAUAAAUAUCACCUUAAAACCAAUUGAAUAGGAGGUGUUCUUGACUGAGGAUCCAUAAGUAGCACUGAUUAAAUUGAAAUGUUUCUAAGAACUGAUCAACAAAGAGAGAUUAGCGUAUGCAGAACAUCUAGCAGAGGUCUUUGAAAUGAUUGGAGAUGAUGCAUAUAGAAAUCUAGGAUUUAUUCUUAAGCAAUUCGUUCAAGAUUCCUAUUCAAUCUAAUUGUCUAUUAUUCGAUAGUUGCCUCUACUUGUAGAACAAAUUAAGAAACGAUAAUCUGGAUAUGCGGAAUUGAAAGAUCAUGUUCUGCCAUUUAUGAAUAUAUUCAUCAUGCACGAAGACUUUGAUGUAAACAUAUCCCAUCAGACUUAGAUUAAAAAAGAAGUUCUGACCCAACUAAUUAAGAUAGCACCCUUUUUAAUCGAAUAAGAUAAAGUUGAUACCAUCUUAGCACACUUAAUUGAGAUGGCUCACGAUGAAAAAAAUAACUAAAAUCGUAUGUUGGCAGCUACAACCUUUGGUUAAACGGCCUCUCUCUUUUCUAUGAAAUAUUGUGAGUCUUAUAUUUGCGGAGAACUCUUAGCUCUUGGUAUAGAUUUAAAUGAAUUUGUAAGAGAAAAAGCUAUAGAAUAAUUACCAAAUUUAUCAGUAUGUCUCUCUGAAAAAUGCAUAGAACUCAAAAUUAUACCAUCUUGUGAAGACAGACUCUUGUAAAUUAAAUUUGCUUGCAUCAGAUCUAUUUCAGGUAUUUCAAAAUACGCCAGACAUAACUUAAAGACUACAAAAUUAAUACCAAAAUAUUUGGACUUUAUUUCUGAUUAAAAUAAAGAAGUCAGAAAGACUGCAUAUGAAUAUUUAGGUGAGUUCAUCAGUACGAUUAAAUUUACUGACAAGGAUUAGCAAUAACUUGAAACCUUAUUGGCAUACUACUAAAAUCAAUUGGAUAAGAACAUGAACAUGAUGGGUGUUGAUCUUGUUUAUAAAUGUGCUUACUAUUUUCCAGGAGUGCUAUAAGCAAUUGGCCGAGCUCGUUGGCUCAAGAUUCAGCCUUUGUAUGGAUUUCUCCUGAAAUACCCUUCAGAUAAAGUUAGAAUUUCCUUAUCUCAGAGUUUUCAUGAAGUGGCUAAAUUGUUGGGUCCCGACUUGUCCAAAGAAUAUUUGAUCACUGUUCUAGAAACAUUAGCAUAAGAUAAAUUGUAAGAAGUCAGAAAUGGCAUAGUAGUAAAUCUGUCUAAAUUUAUAUCUAUCUUUCCUAUUGAAGAAAGAGACUAUGUCAUUGAAUCUAUUUACUAAACUUUUUAAGAAAGACUAACAUAAAUGGCGAACUCGCCAGACUAUUUGUGUUUUAAUAAUGAUACCAUCUUUUUUUAAAUUGCCCCAAUUCUAUUUAAGUUUUGCUCAGAUACAGUUGCUAAAGUAAGAAGGAAGGCUUCUAAAAAUGUUGUUCAUUUGGUUGAGACAUUUGAAGAGGAAGGAGAAUAAAGAACUGUUAUUCUUGAAUAAAUUAGAGCAUUCUCACAUUCUAAGAAGUUCAAUCAAAGACAAUCUUAUUGUUGGAUGUGCUAUAAAUUAUUUUAUAGACCAGAUUUUGAAGAUCUAUUUUUUGAAAGACUCUUUGAAUUAUGCAGAGAUCCUGUAUAAUGUGUAAGAUUAUCAGCUAUUACAGUUAUUGAUAAAUUCAUAUAAAAAGAAAGUUUCUCAAAAGAACGCAAAUAUUUAAAAUAUCUAUUGGUUCAAUUUAUUGAUGAUCAAUGCAAAGAAGUUUAAUAAAUUCUAACUAAAUAUAAUUUUGUCAUCUAAAAAACCAAAAAAAAGACUCUCUCCUGUAGAUCACGCAAUAGCGGAUCUUCAAAUGGUCAUUUGGAAGACAUUCCAGAAUUUGAUGAGAAAAUUGAACAGAUUCGUAAGACAUCUGGUAAAGUUUGA